AUGGAUCCAGAAUCAGGGAUGUUAUUAAUUAUUUGGUUUAGUCAGGCAGGGAGGGGGGCCAGCUUCGACGUCCCUAUAGGGGAUGGCCUGGUCCUCCCUCCCCAUUUUGCUGAGUUUGGCCGGCAUCUCCAGGUCUCUUUUGGUUUUCUGACUUCUUUAUUUGAGCUAGACACCCUGGUCCCUCCUCUUACUCCCAUCAGUAAGGAGGUUCUCAGUCAGGCUGUGAAGGCCAGUUUCUCUGGAUUCACCCAGGAGAGAAUCACUCGCCAAUUUCCACCAGAUCCAACGCUGUGGUCUCACUGGGAGGUGAACCACUGGUUAGACUGGUGCCGGGCCGAGUUUGGACUCCAGGUCCUGGACUCGGACCUGCGUGGUCUGCAGGGCAGUGAACUGUGUGGUCUGGACCGAGAUGCUUUCCUCAGCCUGAUGUCCGACUGCACCGCAGGAGAGAUCCUGUGGGAACAUCUGGACACCAUGAGGAGAGAGAACGACUUUGAUUGCCCUUCAUUACAAAUGUGCACUGAACCGUCUUACUGUCAACUUCAAGUCAGCAAAGACAUUCAGUCGGACAAAAACAGUUACCACCACCACGUUCAGUAUGACGUCACAGAGACGACAGAGAUUCACACCCUGGACACCGUGUCUCUUGAGCAGCAGCAUUACUAUCUGAACAGAGCCUCGCCAGCUCUGUGUCACAACACAGGAGUGAACGGGGAGACAGACUCAGAGGUGGACAUUGCUCACAGUGAUGACUCCGACAUUGUGGACGCUCUGUCGUGGACGGCACCCCUCCAGGACAUAGACCAAGCCGUGGACGAGACCAUGUCCGAAGGUGUCUUUACCUUACCGCAGUCACACCAGACCUUCAAAGACUAUGUGGGCAACAAGACCGAUGUGAGCAGAGCUGUGAUCCCAGCAGCUGUCCUCGCUGGCUACACCGGAAGUGGUCCCAUUCAGCUGUGGCAGUUCCUCCUGGAGCUGCUGACGGACCGCAGCUGUCAGUCGUGUAUCAGCUGGACAGGAGACGGUUGGGAGUUCAAGCUCACAGACCCUGAUGAGGUGGCGCUGCUGUGGGGCCGGAGGAAGAACAAACCCAAGAUGAACUACGAGAAGCUGAGCCGCGGCCUGCGCUACUACUACGACAAAAACAUCAUACGCAAGACGGCCGGCAAGCGCUACGUCUACCGCUUUGUCUGCAACCUGCAAGGCCUGCUGGGAUACGAGCCCGGAGAGCUGCACGCUAUGUUGGACGUCAGUCCUAAGAGUCGCUCAUGACACAAAUACAAAUACUGGGAGGACAAAGCAAAGAGACACUUUUUUCUAUAUGUGCGAGGAUGCUAACGUUGUAUGCUAACAGAUGACAUGUAGCACUUUUCGCUUGUU
This is a messenger RNA of Solea senegalensis (Senegalese sole), 1383 nucleotides long. Its product is annotated as transforming protein p54/c-ets-1-like. Gene Ontology annotation, biological process: regulation of transcription by RNA polymerase II; cell differentiation. Lineage: Eukaryota; Metazoa; Chordata; Actinopteri; Pleuronectiformes; Soleidae. The transcript is spliced from 9 exons. Gene Ontology annotation, molecular function: DNA-binding transcription factor activity, RNA polymerase II-specific; sequence-specific DNA binding. The record is from RefSeq and is a predicted model, not a curated record. Bases 1 to 1275 code for a protein of 424 amino acids. Gene Ontology annotation, cellular component: nucleus.